Molecule: messenger RNA, 1056 nt
Organism: Triticum turgidum subsp. durum (durum wheat)
Lineage: Eukaryota; Viridiplantae; Streptophyta; Magnoliopsida; Poales; Poaceae
Source: the annotation of a GenBank genome assembly
AUGCUGGGGGUGAGGAAGGGCGCGGCGACUGUGGAGCUCGGGUCGCUGACGAUGAGGAGGAAGGGCGCCCCGCCUCCGGCUCCCCCGGUUGUGCCGGUGGAGGAGGGGAAGAAGGCGCCGGCGGUGGGGGCGGGGAAGGUGUCGGCGGAGGAGGUGUGGGAGGUGCGGCCGGGCGGCAUGCUGGUGCAGAAGCGGGGCCCCGAGGAGGACGAGCCGGCGCCGGAGAGCGUGAAGCCGGUGCCCACCAUCCGGGUCAAGGCCAAGCUCGCCGGCAAGACCCACGAGAUCUACGUCAGCGCGGAGGCCACGUUCGGCGACCUGCGGAGGCGGGUGGCGGAGCGCGCCGGCGCGCACCCGGAGGACCUGCGGACGCUGUACAAGGGCAAGGAGCAGGACCCCAAGGCGUUCCUCGACAUGGCCGGCGUGAGGGACCGCUCCAAGGUCGCCGUGGUGGACGACCCCGAGGCCCGCGCGCGGCGGCUGCUCGAGGAGCUCCGCCUGGGCAGCCUCCGCAAGGCCGCCGGCGCCGUCGCCGCCGUCGCCGCCGAGGUCGACAAGAUCGCGCCCAAGGUGUCGGCGCUGGAGGCGUCGGUGCGGAAGGGGGAGAAGGUGGCGGAGAAGGACGUGGCGACGGUGACGGAGCUGCUGAUGAACGAGCUGCUGAAGCUGGACGCGGUGGUCGCCGGCGGCGACGUGAAGGCCCAGAGGCGCGUGCAGGUGAAGCGGGUCCAGAAGUACGUGGAGACGCUCGACGCGGUCAUGGCCAAGAACGCCACCAUCGCAAGCAAGCCCGCCAACGCGAAGAAGCCGCAGCAGGCGCCACAGCCGCCGGCGCCGGCGAGGCAGCCGCAGCCGCAGUCGCAGCGCCAACGCCAGCAGCAGCCUCCGCAGCAGCAGCAGCAGCCGGCGGCGCAGACGACGCGGUGGGAGAUGUUCGACCUGCUGUCGUCGCUCCCGACCACGUCGUCUUCCUCCUCCACCACCACCGACAGCUCCACCGCGUCCUCCGCCGGCGCGCCCCCUCCCCCCACCAACCGGCUCGACUGGAUGCUCUAG